GGUGUGAUUUGUAUUUGGAUAUUUGUAGAAAACAUAUAGAAAAUGUUACAACCGAGGAGGUGGUUAACGUUGGGAGUGGCGCUAUUUUUAAUUUUGGAAACUGUUCAAGGUUUAGAUAACAUAAAUACGUCGCCAAGAAAAAGAAGAGAUAAUGAUAAAGAUAUCACCACCGUUCUGCUAGUGGACAACCAUGGCAAAAAUUCCCUAGGGAGGUUCUUAAGCGUAAAACCUGACUUAGGACUAUUAACAUCUACUGCACGUACAUUUAUCCAAGAUGGUGUCACCACCGAGUACGCUACACAAGUGCUCGGUACAACCCUGGACAAUGGACGACUUUACGCUCACUUACUUACAAAGACUAGUCGAGUGGUGUACGACCAUGACUCACAAACAAAAUCAUAUGAUCCGCAGAGCCAUAAGAACCAAUGGAACUUGGAUGAACAUCAGAUUGUUAAUAAACAUUUCAUUCGGAACACUGAUUACAUAUCCCCUGAUUCUCCUCAGGCCGUAUACGUGUUUCCUACUUCCACUGUUAACUCUUAUCAUUCUCCCAGUUCCCUACAAAAUAUUGACCCAGAGAUCCUAAAUGAGGCUCAGUCCAACAAUGCGCCACUAUCUUUUGAGGGUCAGAAUAAGCAAAUCAUUCGACCACAAGGUCUUCAGGUUAUGAAAGUAAACGCUCAGAAAGACUUCACUCACGAAAAUCUCAUCAUUCACAAUGAUAACCCAGCUGACCUGGCCUUUAAUCCUUCGAAGGUGAAAGGAUGGGACAAUCUGCCGACUUAUACAGUCAGAAAUGAGUUUUCGCCCUCAGGCUUUUCUUACUUGGGCAAUCUUCCAGAGUCCGAAGUUCGGACUGAAAGAUCUCGAUUCACCACGCAGUCUGAUCGAAAAGCUCGACUGUUAUUCAAAGCAGGCCUUGUUAAGCCCAACCCUAAAGACCUGCAGACUGUCACCUAUACAGGAUUUGCUGACUUCACCACCACUGUAGCUGAUACCGUAAUAGUUUUCACUCCGCAUACAAAUGAGCCAUUACAAAAUACUGCUCAAGUCACUAAAAUUGCUGUAGAACCAACGAUAAAACCUACGAACACUUUUAAAUCGUCACUUGCCACUAAAAAAGUCGAAAACACCCCAGUUACAGAAAAGUAUUAUCCCGCUUUUCUCACAACUGAAGAGAAUCCCACUACUACUCUCCCUACGACAACAGAAAGUGAUGAAGAAGAUCCCGAAGAAGUAGGAAAUACAUCGGGACCGAACACGAUGAUAAUUAACAAAGAAGACAGAGAUGGCAAGGAAAGGACUCCCGAUGAACCGAUAGACUUUGCUGCGAAAUUUUCCGUACUUGCCAAUGAACAGAAGCAGGAUGGAGCUCCUGUUUCAUUUACGCCAGAUAUUAUCCAACCUUCAGAAACGCAACCCGUUCUUCUGUCAACCCCAAGUGACGAAGACAUUGCAAAAAUAUUGGCAUCUUUACAAGCGCAAGCUAUGAGCGCCACACAGCCUUUGGAAAGUGCAAAGCCAUCGACGUUGUUUUUCGAUGACGAGCAAGAAUCUACGAGUGAAGUAACAACGCCGACAAUAAAGAGUAUUGGAGGAGCAACAACUAUUUUCUUUGAAGAUGACGACUUUUCCUUUGAGCCCAGCACUACACAAAGUGCUGCUGUCGCCACAACAUCUGCAAUCGAAGCAAUACCAAUACAAACUACAUCCGAAAAGCCUUCUACAACCUCAGAAAUUCCAGAGACUACAACGACAAAUGAAGAAACGACCACUGAAGAAAUUGAGAUGACCACAGAGGCAGUUACAGCUCCUCAGAUUCUACAAAACGAAAUUGAAUCCGCAGUAUCGGAAAGCGUUCCGGCAGAGUGCACUGAGGGUGUAAAAGUGGUGCCUACAACUGCGUAUAAAACGCUAACAUAUCUAACCACGUUCUAUAUUCCAUCAGAAGAAACUACCAGCACAUCUAUAAAGUCCCAAGUGGUAGUAUCAUCUGAACUUUCCUCUGCAACGCUACCAUGUAGUGACAAUGAGAUUCAACCCACGACAGUUUUGGAAACUACAACUGAAGCUACACAAGUGCCUGUUACUGAGCCUACUUUUACUGCAACUACCACUACUUCUGAACCGUUAUUAACAGCUACAGAACAAGAAGAAAUGCAGACUACGACGUUAACUAAUGAACUGUCCGAUGAGGAUGAAGAUGACGCCUUCUCUACUCAGCCGCAUGAGAUUACUACUGAAAUGAGACAUGUUACAGAAUCCGAGCCGGACACUACUGAAAGUAGUACAGAUGAAGAUGAUGAAAUAGAAUUAAUAUUCAAAACAUUGUACACUACCUACACAUAUUUGACUACCUACUUCCAAGACUCCACUAGUUCUGUAGCUAGUAGGAUUGUUGUGACUACCAACGUAAUAACAUCCACACUGGAUCCAGCUAAUGAUGCGUCUGAUCCAGCCCUUGCAGGACUGCUUCGUGAAGACGAGAAGAUUGUUCCGUCUCGAACGGUGUCCUUUGAUGAUCUGGCUGGCAUUCAAUCGACAUCGGGCGCAGCUAAUGCUUUUCCGUCAGAUCAUUCCGAAGUCGAAAAUAAUCAAGACGAGUACAAUCCUGGAAUUGCUACUCCAGCUUUGGAUGAGAAACAUUUACAGACAGUUAAUGGAGUUAAGACUUUCUACACCACCUACACAUACUUUACUACAAUAUUUGUGGAUGGAGAAACGGAGAUUUCUAGCAGGACAGAAGUUUAUACGAACUAUGUGACUCCAACUGCGGUAAGUGAGGGAAGUGCUGAUAUUUUAGCAACCGCAUUAGCUGGAGAUGGUACUGAUGAUGAUGACAAGGAUAGUUUGGAAUAUCGUUUAAGAAACCUGAAAUUGAACGUUGCUAAUAACUACAGCAGUAUUAAUAGACAGAAGGUGAAUAGUAUUGAAGCGAAACGCUCAGAAAACGAUGUAAUCAACAAUGUAAUUCCAUCAAAAACCCAGAAGGGCGAUGGGUAUAUUACACUGACUCAUAGGGGAAAUAAAGUAGAAAGUGAUAACAGUAUUGUGGAUCUUAGUGAUUAUGAAACGAUAUCCACAAUGGUGACUGACGUGCGAAGCAGCACUUCAAAGGGCGACGAGAGAAUAAUCGACACUUUAGAUAAGCGCAAUAUUUUGCUGGAUGACCAAAUUGUUUCAGAAAGCAACAAUGAAAGUGAAAUAUUACCAUCACCGCCCACAUUGCUGUUGCAAACAUCUUACACCACAUUUACUUACUUCACCACCAUGUAUCAUGGCACAACUUCAAGUGAUAUUGCCAGUCGACUGGAAACAGUCACCAAUGUUGUUACAACUACAAUAACUCCAACUCAGACAUUGAAUACUGAAGAUGUAAACCUGCCGGUCACCUACUUUACCACAUUCACUUAUUGGACUACACUGUACAAAGAUGGUCAAACGAAAAUCACCAGCAGGGAGGAAACGGUUUCUAAUGUUGUGACUCCUGGUUUCAAAGCAACUGAAGCUCCUGAAGCUAUAAUUCCCUUAAUGACAACUAAAUUAGAUGAGGGACAGGUGAUACAGCCAACUCCAACGGUUGAAGGAAGCGUUCGCCCAACUGAAACUCCUGAUGUGAUUAUUCCAUCCACCGUAGGCGAGGAUGAGUUGACGACGUUUUACACCACAUACACUUACUAUACCACGUCUUAUCUAGGUGAUGAAACAGUCCUGAACAGUAGGCUGGAAACUGUAACCAACGUGCUGAAUAAAACCGAUGAGGCUGAUGACAGUCAACAGGGCAGAGCUAUCAAGUCUGGUGGAAGCAACCAAGUUGAUAGUGUUGAUCCUACCAAAGCCGAUAUAAAACCAACAGGGCUUUUAUCUACCAUUGUAAACACAGUAGACAAUAAUGGUACUUCGACUAUAUUUUCCACUGACGUGUUUGGUACUUACAUCGAUGGACGUUACGCAAAAGUCCUGGAAAGUAAGUCUUCAGUUUUGCCUGUUAACAUUACCCCUAGCUCCGUUGUGGAGGAGAGUCUCAAACCAACCGGAGUUGUAAGUAUAAACCAAGGAAAAAUUGUGGAUGCUGAUGGAAUAAGUACUUUGCUAUACACCACUCAAGCCAUCGGCACCUACAUAGAUAACCUGUAUUCCCAAGUUAUUGAGAGCACCAGUUCCCUAGCAGUAGACCAAGAAAGAAAAGCUGCCUUGGGUAGUGACCUCCCUGUGGCUCACCGCACAGGUCUGGUCAGACUGAUCGAGGGAAGUAUAGUGCAAAAUCAAACAACCACGCUCUAUGAGAGCAAAGUGUUGGGUACCAUCAUAGACGGGCGUUAUGCUCAAAUUAUUGAGAGUACUUCCAGUUUUAUCCUGCCCACUAUUAGCCCCAGUGCUGUUGUUACCGACAUAGUUCCCACUGCAACCAAGCACCUGGGUGACCAAGCAGUAAUAUCGCCCUCGCCUGUUGUACUCGAAGGAUCCUUAACGGAAACUCAAACAGACAGUGAAGAAACAACUACCGAACCGAGCAACGACGAAGAUGACGAGGAAGACGGUCGUGGCAAGUCCAGACUGAGUUUCCAAUCUAAAGCCGCUAAGAACAAGUUCACUCCAGCGAUCCGUCCAUUCGCCUCUCGGCAACGGCCAACUUUUGCGCCAAAACGUAACAAGGCUGGAGCAACAACUGCAGCUACUAUAACGCGAUCUGACUUCACCCCAACAGUUACUGCAGUACCGGCAUCUAAAAUCCGAUUUGGUGGCGGCAGACGAGGAUCUUCGAGUGUUAAUCAAGCUAUCCAACCCACUGCUUCAGGCAGUCGACGAUUCUCUAGACCUAAAGCGACCAGUUCCAGCAGGCGAAGCAGUGCCAGUCAAGUUAAGGCAACGUCGAGUGGGUUCAAACGAACUGGACCAUCACGAUCAUCAUUGGGUGGUGCCAAUAUCAGACCCAGUUCACUAUUUGGAGGCAAUUCGAGGUUCCGCAUUAGGCCUACUGCAGCCAGCGGCCUAAGUCGAUCUUCCAGUUCCAAAAUUAUAACCGAGACGCCUCCGGACAGUGAAAAUGACUUGACAACUAGUAUAACGGAUAAUCCCACUGAUAGUUCAGGAGAAGCUGGCGAUACAACAUUGCCGUUGCAAACCAGUACGGAAUCCAUUAGGCGAACUAAUCCAUUGUUGCGCUUCAAACGGCCACCUGUAUCUAGAGCCAAUCCUAGUGUAAGAACGACAUCCAAACCAGCUGUUCGCAAUACUAAUUCGUUUAAAUCUAACCGAGCCACAAGUACGACUUCUAGACCUAGAACUACCCCUGCCAGGCCGAAUGCUUUACUAAACAGACCAAGAGCUGGCGGUCUAUUCCCUAGACGGAAUCUAUUCACGACCACGACGACUGCGGCGCCAGAGGAAGAACUGGACGAAGAAGUUUUAGAUGAAGAAGGCGAAGAAGGUGAUGAUGAUGACACCGACUAUGAAGGAUCACAGCGACACACUCAGACAGAAGCAGCACCAACAACGCCAAAAGCCACUCCUAGGCCUAACGGCAUUCAAAUUAAGCCAUUCAGGCGACGUUCUAAGCGGCAAGCUACAUAUUCCCGAUUCAGGAGGCCUACUGGUCGAACGACCGCUGCUCCUUCCACAUCUCCCACGCCAGAAGUAGUGGCGGAGCCGUCUUCUCAACGAACUCCCUCAUUUAGAAACCGAUACCAAAGUAAUCAAUAUCGAUCUGGAAAGUCACAGCUGUCCACACAGCCACAGACAACCACUGCUGCUCCUGUAACGCAACGAAAACGCAUUUCACCCAGCAAACCUCAAACCAGUAGAGCGCAGUUUACGCUGAAAGGAAAAGACACUAUAAAUAGCAGGAAUAGUGGCUUGCAAGCUAGAACCACUAAUAGGCGCACUACAACGUCAGCACCAAAGCCUAACCGCAAGUUCAGAAAUGGAUAUAGCACAGAAGCAUCAGUAAGAAGAACGACGGCAAGCCCAAGACGGGUUGCCAAAGGAAGAAGCACUAGUAGUCGAAGGGUUUACGAGCAGAAGAUAGAUGACAAUUUCGUUGUGCCAAAGUUUGAUGGAACGAUCACUGUAACGUAUAAAAUUCCUACUGAGGUUACCAUUCCAGUAGUCAACGGUAAAAUCACUGAAUACAAAAAUAUAGUCACAGCUAAACUAAGCACGGAGGUGCUGGCCCCCAACCAAUAUUCAACUACCUUAAAUCAUCUGGGGAAAGAAGUGAAAGCUCUGCUAACUGAGAAUUCUUCAGUGAAUAACAACGGAGCUACUCUAGUUACGCAGUUCCUGCUAAGUGAAUCGCCCACUACCACCGUUAUAUUUACUCCCACUCAAAUCAGAGGCCGCAAAACUUCCUUCUCACAUGUCAUCCCAAGUACAGUAUAUCAAGUGGAAGAAGUGGUAAAUACCAUACAGCCAGCCCUGGCCAAUCAAGCUCCCUUAGCCAAUAUUCUGCUGUCGCAACUACUAUUAGGAGGCGGAGUGCCUGCUAAUCCCUUACUGGGGCUUCAAAACAACCCCGGUGUCCCAGCAACUCCCACAACUGAAUUUAACACUCGCACCACCACCUAUGUCACUACUGUUACAAGCACUCUGCAGACUGUUAUCCCUCUGACUUUUAGAGGAAAGGAAAUUUUAACCACCAUCAGUGAAACGAGUACCCAAGUCGUCACUGCCACGGAAUUUUUAACUGACACAGUGGUCGUUACUCCUACUUUGCCAGUGUUUGCCUCUUCGCCCCAAUUAAACACUUUGCUUUUGCCACUUUUGCAACAACAACUACAACAACAACAACAACAACAACAACAGCAACAAGCUAACCAGGCAUUAUUGCCUCAAAUUGCUCAAGUUCCCGCCAAUGUUUUCAAUUUGAACGAACCCCCACAUCAACAGUUAUUGGUUAAUGAUGAACUGGAAGAGUCGAAUAUCGCUGAUAAUGAUGAAAUACAAAGUCCUCAAUCUACAGAAGUCACGGCUGCCCCCAAGAGAAAGCCAAAGAAAAACAAGCGCAAACCCGCAAAGGUAGAACCACCAAAGGAAACUAGUGUUAUUACUUUGUACGUAUCUGGAAGGACACCCGGAGACUUCACUACUGUCCUGUCUACAGUUACUGUAGGCGAAAAUGCGAGAAAAAGAAGAUAUGCUGCUGAGACUCCAGUCAGACCAUCUAAAAUCGUAGGCGAAGAUCUAGUCAGCAGCACCCAAGAAUAUUUUGAUCGCUAUGUGGAGCCAGCUACUAAAGAAAUAAAUAUUGAUGCAUCGGAUGUAGGAUCUAAAGAGACUGAAAGUCUGGAAAGUAUCAUUGGCGAUGUUCCGAAACAUCUAAAGACAAAGACUGCAGGCUAUUUCGCCACAAAACCUUCCAAAGCCACCAUGAAAUACUCAAUCAAAUACGUAAAAGCUUCUGACGGGAAGGUGUUGAAAAAAGCCAACCUUGAUGGUGAUUUUUUAUCCUAAGAGCUUAGCAAUCAUCUAGCCCCUGAUAAUGCCAAGGUCGAAACGUCUAUCCUAAAACCGGGGGGCAAUUUUAGUGAUACAGAUGGAGACACACCUACUAACAAAUUUAAUCGCGUUUCGAAAAAUAUUGGCAAAUCAAACAAUGAUUUUUUUGUACAUAAUUAUGAUAAAGGAAAUUUAUAUAUAGAGCUUAGUAAUAGGAAUAAAAGAGACUUAGAUAGUGUUAAUGGGAAUGGUACGAAAAAUGGAAGAAGGGUAGUUAAAAAACUCAUUAGAAAGCAGCUAGUUAAUGCAACUGAGAAAAAUGCAGGAAGAAGCAUUGAAAAUCUGACGGAACCAAUUUCUAACAGGAAAAGGCGGCGUAAAGUUAAAAUAAAGAAGCGAAAGCUCUUGCCACCUCCCAAAGAAGUGGUAGAUAGUAACUAUUUAAGAGGUUUGGAGGAGCAUGGACAAGAAGCUACAAAACCUAGACGGAAAUUAGUAAUAACCAGAAAGCGUAUCUUGCCGAAUAAAAAUAAAACUAACAUUAUAGAACCCACAUCCGUUGCAGAAACGAUACCGACCACAAUGAUGAUGGAAAAUAGCAAGUUUGAUAUUCAAAUAGAAAAAAACCAAAUAGAAAAACACUUUCGUGAAAGUAGAUUAGGUAAAGGAAAUCAAUUUCUUAAUGUUAAUUCUGACGCGGCACUAGGCGAAGAUGCAACUGAGGAGAACUUAAUAGACGUCGAAAACUCAACAGAAUCGCAAGAAUUCAUAAAUAACAAUGACGAAAAAGAAGACGAAAUUAAUGAAGAAGAUGAUGAUGGUGAUUAUGACGAUGAGUAUUAUGAUGAUGACGAUGAGGGAUUUGAAAGUGACGAAGACGAUGAUUACGAAGAAGAGUAUACCGACGAUGAGGGUAAAAAUGAUGAAGAAACCACGGAGGAAUCACUAAGUCAAUCGGAGACAACUACGGAAGAAAACCAGAUGGUCAGCGUGAAUUCAGAAAAUCCUCAAACAAACAACACUGAUCCCGAUUCCCAAUCCCUGCCCGAAUAUGAACCUUUCUUUCCUGAAUUAACAGAAACAACAGAUGUUCCAGUACUUCUUUUAAAAACGACCGUUGUAACCAAUGUGGAGUUUGAAACCAAAACGAUAACGACAACCAGAUUACGAACGUAUACAUUCGUUGUUACGAGAUUAGCUGGCGAUGAGGAAAUCAUAACAUCAACUACUGAAAUAAAGCCGCAAAUAAAAACGACUACUGUAACUGAAAGUUCUACUCUGUUUACGACUCUGACAUUACUUGAUUUGGACAGCAUGGACAAAACUGAUGUACAGCCGACUUUCCUUCCAACUUUGGAAUAUAAUCCUUCUUCUCUGUCUAACAUGGAAGAUAAUCCGGAUUUCCGUGAAGAGCCGAGAAAUUUGGCUACACGAAUUAUGUCCAAUGGGGUGGAAGUCAUUGUAGCUGGGGAUAAAUCGACCUAUCCAGGAGAUAAGGACUUCAAAAGAGUACUGCCAAGUAGUCAAAGGCACAUCACUUUAAAGCCCAGUACUUUAACUGAUCAUAUGUUACUAGUAUUGCCGCAGGAAACGAGCAAUGUUGAAAGCUUAUCAACAGCUCUGGAUCCAAAUCAGUUCGUGGUGAAAACAUGCCUUACCACUUUCACUUAUCUGACAACGUAUCUGGAAAAGGGCAGUACCACAGUUUCCAGUCAUGAGCAGGUCGUAUCCAAUGUAGCUACGGAAGAACGAAUGAAUACCGGAAAAAUCCUACCCACACCUGCCGUUGGAAUCACUUUAACCCAGUAUCCAACUCUUUCCGUUGGCGUUUUCCACACCACUUACACCUACCUAAACACCAUUCUAGAUGGUGAGCAACCUUUAGUAAUUUCCUCUCAGCAUGUUGUGGCCAAUACCGUUACGGCGCCAGAUGACUACCUAUCUUUGCUCAAGCCAUCAGAAGUUCAAAGGCCUGUCAAAGACACAAAUACCUACAUUAGUACAAUAAACCUAGAAAAAACACUGUACGAAGGCGAGAAGCAAAGUGUGAUCAGUACUCAAGACGUAGUGACCCAAGUGGUGAUCACAGAGAGUGUUCCUCCAAAGGCCCGCCCAGUCAUGACAUCUUAUAUAGCUUUGGACAUGAUCCAAGAAGCACCUAAAGUGGUUCCAACUACCACAGAUGUUACAAAAACGUAUUCCGUGACUUACACGUACUUUAACACAGUCCUGGAGAGUGGAAAGCCUGUAGUAUACACUAACGUUUCUACUGAAAGUGAAGUGGUGACUGAAAAAGUACUCAUGCAUCCGAAAAAGACGACUUCCAAAACAGUGACGAACGCUACAAGAGUGGAAAGUCCGAGCAAGCAAGUUAAUAGCAAGGUGAGUGCCUUGAAAUUCGAUAUUCUUGCCACCAGAAUAUACUUCACUACCUUCACGUACUUCACAACACUCCUCAAGGAAAACGACCCUCAGCAAACCACGAUUAUAAACUCAAGAACUAAAGUGAUACAAAAUGUGAUAACAGAAACUUUAGCACCCAGUCUAUUUGACCCCCAGUAUCUGGCUUCUUUGUCUGAGGAUCUAAAAGUUGGAUCUGGUAGUAUUCAAAAGCUGGCCACUUUAGUAGAUGGACAGAAAAUGGAAAUUACUGUACAUGCCAAUGAAAACCAUAACGAAAUCAAUCCUACUAACGUUUUGCCUAUUAAAAAAACCCAAAUGCCUUCAAUUGAGUCUACGUCUAAACAAUCAUCAGUUACAUCUAGCGCUAGUUUGGAAGGAAGCUUCGGCUCAUCGAAGCCGAAUAUCAUCACUGGCUCCACUAUCGUUUUUAUUGAUGAUGAUCCCUUUGCAAAUUUGAUACCUACUCCAAGUUUGAACACUGAUUCAACAAAAAUCGACAUAAUCAAGAGCAGCAGUAUUGUGAAAAAUAACCUGGGAUCAUUGUUGGCUUCAGAAGUAGUGAAGGAAACCACGGUGGAUGUUGUAACUAGCAAGGUGAAGCGACCGGGAAACAAGAAUAAAAACAAAAAUAAAAACAAAGUUAACACUACAAAGCCAUCAACAGCAACUCAAUCUUCCAGUAGUAUUUCAGAAAAAAACGUGAAAAAGAAUGACAAAAACAAAAAAGUCAUCGCACCAGCAAAAGCUACUCUUACCAAACAACCGGAGGCUCCAGCUGGUGACUUGUUAGGUCUUGGGUCCAUCAAUAUCAAUACAUUGCAAGCUCUAACGCCAGUGUUGAGCGCUAUGGCAGGUUACAUCAACAAAAACUUGAAAAGUAACCGAAGAAAUGAUGUAAAUAGUACUGUUGACCGUGUCGAAACUCCGAUCUAUGCAGCAAACUCGCAAAAUAAACAAGACACUCAGAGUAAAAACCACGUAGCUCCGGCUAUUGAUGUACAAAAUAGAUCACCAGUCUAUAUACCGGUGGGAGGGGUUGUAGGGGAUGAUUUUGAAAUUGCUGAAAGUCAAAAUAUUGCUACGUUCGAGUGGAACGACUCUCCAAUUCAGCCUCAAGCUUUAGGUCCUUUACAACAUGAAGCGCCAUUGCUCGGAAACAGUGGUAUCUCCAUCAGUCCUGGAGAUGUUAUUACGGCAAAUUCGGACGUGAUAGUUGGAAAACCGGGUCGAGUAGGACCUAGAUUGCCAGCAACUAUUCCCUUGCAUCACGAAUCUGUUAACGAAGUCCCAGUCGGGAUGAAACCACCCCCGUUACCCGAGAAGCAAAACAACUGGAGAAGCAAAAACAACAAUGCUGAACGUCGGCCACAAAUUCCUUUAAUUGUUGACCAAGUGCCGGCCCAAACUAACAUUAUUCAUGCUCCCAAUCAGGACGAUUAUGUGGGGCCGCCACCGCCAGUGAGGGAAAAUAAAGAUAAAUUCAGGGGUGAAAAGCGCAAGCAUAUCCCGUUGAUCCCCCAACGAAGGCCUGAGCAAAGUUACAAACCAAAUGGGUAUGAAGACCAUAACCAGCAUCCAACAGACAACCAAUUUAACCAUUAUAACAUGCAGGGAGUCCCCCAAAACAAUAACGGGUUUAGAGAGAAUGGAAUAGCGCAGAAUAGCGAUCAAAUUAAUUUCGCGUCCAAGUACGCACCGCAGUAUUCCGGAGAGCAGCACAACCCAGCAGGAGUCGUUGGAAACUUCCACAAUUCUGGCCCUGGAGGACAACAUUUACAAGAAGCCAUCAGCAACAACUACCAAAAAGAAGCUCAAAAGCAAUCUUAUCCUAUUUAUGCAGCUAAUCAGAAACCUUUGAUAGUAACGUCCAUUCCCAUAGUCCUGCCCGAGGUGGUGGAGCGCAGCACUGGGCAACCUCUGCUGGUUCAACUGCAGCCUUCACAGGUCGCCUUUGUAAAUAUACCAGUCAACAGAACAACAGCCUUAAUAUAUGGAGGCUCGACCGAGACCCAUCAUAAUGGCCAAUAUUUUGAUGAUCCCAGCCCAUAUCCUGAACCGGAAUUCAAUCCGAUUGAAGGGUUCAAAAAGGGAAUUCCUCAGUUUGCCUCCAUUUAUCACGACACUCCUCAACUAAACCAAGUGAAUCAAAAGCAGGUUUCUGGAGUGAUCAAAGUGGGUUCUCAUAUUGAUCAUUCGAUCAAUGCGGAACCAGACACUAGCUCAAAUGAAAAAAUCCCCAUCAAAAUAGCUCCUAGUCGAUUAAAUGAUCCGCCACAGUAUGAAGGUGGGUUUAAUGUUAACGUGCCGUUAUCAUAUGGCAUGUCUGAGCAACAUGGAGACACAAACGCCCAUAUAAUAAACCAUGAAGGAGGCAAAAUAGCUGUUCAAGCUAACAACAUUCCAUUUGUUGUGUUUAAUAACAGCUACAGUAAACACCCCAAUCAGUAUUCGCUUUAUCCAAACUCAGCCGACUUAACCGGCACCACUCAAAGGCCAAACUUGCAAAAUAGGCCUGCAUAUGCAGACGCUCCCGGGGUUUCGCAUGAGCAGGCAUUAAGGCCGAGUACAGCAAACUAUGGACACGGGCAAAAGUCUGAGAACUUCAACCAUGAGCCUAGCGACAAUUUGCCUGCUAGUGAUUUAUCUGUGGCUCUUAGACCCCCACAAAACCCUAACAUUUAUCCAGACAACUCAAAGCCUAACAGACCGAUCAGAUUUAACAAGCCAAAGUACAAUUAUCCCCCAAAGAGAAACAUGCAUAGACCCAGGCCAAAUAGACCCCAAGUCCAAAUAUCCGAGUUCAUGACUCCGCCACCUUCAAUUAAGCAGCACAUAUCCAAUCGUCCUCCUUUCAGGCAGAGCCCUAUUGAAGGAAACGGGCACAUUCCAAUUCCUUUAGUAGAAAAUCAAGAAUUUAAACCACCGAAUCAGGUGAGCGGGUUCGAUUCAAACCCACCACCGUUAGCGAAUCUGCAACCAAACUCCGAUGAAGUUUUCCCGAUCUUUGAUCCCAACAAAGGGCAGUCGUCGUUUAAUGUGGAUUUCCAUAGUAAUAAACGUCCGAGUGCCAAUAACUACCAUCAAGAGAACCUUCGGCCAGAUGCUGAGAAGGAUGAUUUGUUCAGUGAUGAUCAUUUAGACGAUGAUUUUCCGAAUGAGGACGGCGAAGUGGUGCAAGAAUCGAACGCCAGGCCUUUAAGGCCAGGAGAACUGCCAAUAGAGGUGCUGCGAAAGGGACAACCGACCACCACCGAGUAUGCUUUGAAUAUGGUUCGGUUCCCAGAUAGUUUACAAAACAACACUCAAAUUCGGUUUCCCUACAGUAAAUAUCCUAGGCCAGAGUUGGUGCAGCAAACGCUUUUCAAAGGUCAGGAGAUACCGAUCAGUCCUGCGGAAGUGCCGUUUGAUUUUGGUAACCGAAAACCGCCACAUCCCGCCAGGCCUCCUUCAACAGGAUAUAGAAUUACCACAUUUAAACCCACAUUUAAUUUUAACACUUAUUCAUCGAAUCCGCAAACUCAAACUGAGGAAAAUAGAUUGGACUUCAAUAGAAAGCCGAUAGAAUCUACACAAACAACAACUCAAGCUAACAGGGGCCAACCCCGAAUAAAUAUGACCUCGAGUGGAGGUUCCAGCAGUACCCAGAGACCCAUCCUAAUAUUCAUAGACGAAAAUGGGCAGCAAAAUGGGUUCUUCCGUAAGCCGACUGUUAAGAACGAUCGGCCCAGAGUGACUUCUUUGCCGAUUGACCCGCAAACCUCUACAACAAUCGCAACAACACGAAAGCCCAAAAAACCAGAAACUCAAACAGAGAAACCAUUUGACGCAUCUAAAUAUCCAGCUAAACAGCAAACGAAUGAAAUUAAUAUUCCUAUAGUGGAUGAUGAUAAAACCAAAAAUCCCGUCAUGGGAGGACCAACCAGGCCCUCAAUUCUGCUAAACAGUGGUGAAAACUUCGGUGUGGAUCUCACGCAGCAGAUCAACGACAUGGAAGUGCUUCAGCCUCCUCCGCUUCUUGAAGAAGUCCCAAAAAUUCCCAGCGUUUCAAUGCAACCGCCUAAAAUCGAUAUCAGUUCCCCUGGUCAUGAUAUCGUUAGAGUGCCACACAUCAAAACGAAAUCGCCAACAGAUCAGGAAGGAAAUGCAAAUACCAUAAAACCGUUUGUACCUGAACCGUCUGAAGAAAUGGUGCCUCCGGCGCCAGAUAUUCGGCCGGACAGCGCAGUUCCCACAACAGAAGUAGUUUUGGGAAUGAACCCACCGCCCCUAGUUUCAACCCACAGACCUUUAAUUUCCAGCGAACGUCCCAUUGUACAUGAAAGCAACAAUGAGUUUUCUAUGCAAGUUGAUAUUCCCAAGGAUCCGCAUACGACCUUAAAGACAUACGAACGCCCAAAGACUAGAAUGCCGCCUUUCAGAAAACCGCCGGGUUACCGACGAACCAGCACCACUACCCCUACAUCUUACACUUCGAGUACCAGCACCAAGAGAACCACUCCUCAGGAGAAUUUCAAGACAAGAACUUCAACUACUUCCCGUCCUCUUAACGUCGGCUUUUCUGGGGUGUUCAGUAAGGAGAAUAAUUCUGAAAAUGGUGGGCGUCAACAGAGCAAAAUCCCAUCGACUUCCAGUACAAUCUCACCAACACCCACAGUUAAGAACACUCCUAGCAUGGAAGUCAUUGUAGGCCAGCCUAAUUUCAACCAGAACAAGGAGAACAAUAGGCUGAAAGAUAACAAAAACACCUCAUCUGAAAAUCAAGCGCAAGGAUCAAGUAGAGAGCCUUCUUCCACUACUGAAGCCACUCCAGAACUGUCGAUUACUGUUCCCCAAGACUUAAACGAUAUAAUCACUAAACCUAUCCAUCAUGCAGGCAACGAGGUGAAAAUUGUAGACGAACCAAAGAAAUCCAUUGCAACCAGCAGUUUGAUCGAAAAGUCUGCUGUGUUGCCUACAAGGUAUAUAACGCACACUAAAACACAUACUGUAACCAUCACAAAAACUACGGUGGUGAAGACAUUGGGAGGCCCUCCAAGUACUCUGACGCUGCUGGUAACCAAAACCGAAAAGAGCUACAUUGUGGAUACGGUAACAGAAUUCCACACUCUGGUUAAACCAACUAGUAUAAUAGAAACCGUUACAACUACCAUACAAAAAGAAAACUCACUAUAUCCAAGCGAUGCGUUCCAAAGCAGCUAUCCAAUUGGGCAAGUGAAAGCUACCUCAGUAGUCUCCAAUGUAGGCAAACCUACUAUUGUUCCUCCCAACGAACAUUCACCACAUGUCUUCAGUUCGGAAGAAAACCAUGGCUUUGAUGACGACGAAAGUGAUGAUGACGACUCUUUGGAAGAUUUCAUUAUCAAAGACACUGAUGAAGAUCACAGUUCCAGUCAAGGAGCCCAGGAAGAAAGCUACAAUAGCAACGAAUCGAUCUUUGUUGUGAUGACCGACAAAAAUAAGGGCACUAUUAUAAAAAUGCCUCCUCAAAUCCCUGAACCCAACAGCAACGAUCAUCCGCAACGAGACGAAAUACGGGAGAAUGAGGUGAACGACAUUCUUUUAGGUGGCAUCCUCACCGCCAAUCAACCGGUAAAUGUGCCUGGUUUAUUUGGGGAAAACAAUAAGGAAAAAUGCACUCCCGAAUGUAAACCGAGCAGGAAUGAAUUGUGCCAAAAGGUUGAAGGGAUGAUGAGGUGCGUGUGCAGACCUGGAUUCGCCAGAAUGUUCCCAGAUAGACCAUGUAAUCCUACAUACACGUACAGCAUGAACGUUACUAUUGAGAAAAUUGGCAAGCUUCCUGUUAGAUAUACCGAUAGACUUUCCAUGGAAAAUAGUACAGAGUUUAUGAGAAUGUCCAGAAGAGUUCAUGAGGCUUUGGAUCGAAUGGUUAUGCAAUCUGAUCUGAGGGACAUAUUUCAUGGAGUUCAUGUCACAUCGUUCUAUCCCACCCAAAAUAGAAAUGGUGUUAUCAGCAAGUUUUAUCUUCAGCUUUCAGAUAAUAUUGACGAAAUUCGCAUGGAGGAUAUUUUGAAAAAAUAUUUGAGAAACAGCAACUAUUCGAUAGGAGGCACUGAUGUAAUCGCCUCAACCCAUACGGCAGGCCACAUAAACGUGCAGGACUUUAACGAAUGCGAAAAUCCCAAAUUCCAUGACUGUUCGGACAAUUCACAAUGUUUCAAUUUGAGAGGCACAUACACCUGUUCGUGCAAAGAAGGAUAUUCGGAUCUUUCCGAAAACAUGCUUUAUCCGGGCAGGAUUUGUAGCGCAGAGCAAGUGGGUUGUGAAAAAUGCAACUACCACGGCAUGUGCUAUUCGAGAGGCUCGGAGGAAGUUUUAUGCGAGUGUUUCCACUGGUAUGCUGGAGAAUUCUGUCAGAUCAACCUUAAAGUUCUUCUGAUAGCCUUAGUCACACUGGGCACGAUCUUAUUCGUCCUUCUGCUCGUUUGCAUAAUAUUAACGUGCGUUAAAAAGAAGCCCCAAAAAUCGAGAGUAUCCGGUACUAUUGGCUUCUUGCCCCAAAGAGGAAGCAACCAAGCAAAAGCAGUAAAAAUGGAUAGACGCGCAAUGAUUGAAGACACAAGUUCAGAAGAUAGUCGAAGCGAAACGAAUUCUGUACCUCCAUAUGUCCAACAAAAACAACCAAAAUUGAAACCGCCUCCGCCAAAAGGAGCUUUGAAGAAAGUUUCGAAAGUGUCUAUGACUAGUGUAGAACACUCUGAACCCGGAAUAAUUUUCCCAGAUCAAAAAGAUCGAUCUUUGACUGUGAUGAUUCCUAGAGCUAAAUAUCAUCCAGCUGCUCACACCUCGCCUUUAAUGAACUACACCACAUUUGACGCCAGAAAACCGAGUGUUCCAUCUGUAACGCCCGAAGCCAAACUCCUUAGCUAUUUGGAUGCUGGUCCAGGCCCUUCAAGAACGGAGUCCAAACGUAAAUAUAGCAACGCAAUUAGCGAGCAGUUUAUAGAAGAACAGCCGAAUUCGCGGAAAACUUCAGGAGCGCUAAUUUCAGCCGGUUUUGAAGUAUCCGCAACGGUGGUAAAUAAUAUGGGGACCUUAGGUACAACUUGCGGGACUGAAGCUGAUAGAAGUGAAAAUGCCACUUUGAUUCAAAAGAUUAGUGCAGAUUUGCUGUCGAGAGCAGACACGUCUUCUCAAUUCAAUACGUUAAGAAAGUCACUAGUUGAUGACGAUUUGGAAUCCGGCAGUAACUGGAUGGAUAUUCCUCGAAUAAGUACUGUUUCGGAAUCCAGAUCAUAUGACGAAACGACCAUACCUCCUCCAAUGAAGUCCUUCACCAGGAGUGAAUAUGACACAAAAUCAUUCAAGUCACUGAACCAAAAUGAUGAGGCAAAUACAAUGGCUGAGCGCGAUUUGGGAUCGACGUUUUUGCUACCACAUACCCAUUUGUAUAAACCAGACAGGGGGUCAGAUAUAUCGGGUUUUGAAUCUCUAUAACAACAUAUGUAGAGUAGCAGAAACACGCUCAAAAUGUCCCAUGCGAUUGUCAAUGUGCCUUACUUAUUAUAUUAGUACUUAUAAUUUUACUGCUAAUUCUUAACAAAUAUGAAUAAAAGAUGUUGUAGCUAAGAUACAAUAUUGUCGAUCAAAAUUGUUAAUGAUUAAGAAAAACUAUACUGGCCAUAAUUUAUUUAAAACCCCUGUAUAUAAUUUAUCGUAAAAAUUCGACGUUUUCCAGUUAGACUGUGCAUUGCAUCAGAAAUCGACAGGAUGCU
Molecule: messenger RNA, 17573 nt
Organism: Dendroctonus ponderosae (mountain pine beetle)
Lineage: Eukaryota; Metazoa; Arthropoda; Insecta; Coleoptera; Curculionidae
Molecular function (GO): calcium ion binding
Source: RefSeq, a predicted model, not a curated record